Myripristis murdjan (pinecone soldierfish) is the source of this 2748-nucleotide messenger RNA. RefSeq names its product retinal outer segment membrane protein 1b (gene rom1b). Gene Ontology annotation, cellular component: plasma membrane. Gene Ontology annotation, biological process: visual perception. Bases 677 to 1738 code for a protein of 353 amino acids. NCBI's taxonomy places the organism in Eukaryota, Metazoa, Chordata, Actinopteri, Holocentriformes, Holocentridae. The record is from RefSeq and is a predicted model, not a curated record. The transcript has 5 exons.
AUUACGGCUCCAAACCCUCGACUUUGGCCAGUUUGUGUGUCCUCCAACCAUGGGUGCAGCGGUAUAGGGGGGCACCGCACAUGCACAGACCCAGAGGGGCACCAUCAGAAGACAACAACAACGAGAGGAAAAAAUUGUGGGUUUCAACUUGAAGGUGGGCCCUACGAUGAUGUGACCGAUGACUUGAGAGAAAACUUUUCGUCUCCAGGAUAAGGAAUACCUCUCAUCGUCCAUAUUUCAUAAAUCAACAAUUUUCUACUUUUUUUCUAAGGUACAACGAGACAGGAUUGGAUUAUAAAGAAUUCUAUUGGGAAAAUUUCAUUAUCCAAGUGAAAGUUUUUGGAUUAUCCUCAGAGGUCGAGCGCGUCCUUCACCAUCUAAGGGAUCUAGCUGCUUAUCCCCUCCGACUGGAACAACUUAGAUGAGCUCAACCUGUUAAUUACUUACCAAAGCAACAAGUGUCUGGCUUGCUCUGUUUUCUUAUAACGCAACUUGUGCAACAACCUUGAAACCACCAUCUUGUUUAUUUUACACGUCUAGAUCAAAGCUCCACCUUUGAUCAGAAUUCAUUGAGCCCCCUUUUUCACUGGCUCUCGUGUCCUCUUCAGCUGUCUCCUGACUACCUCUCCGUCUCUUCUCUUGUCUCUCUCGGUUGACUGGUGCGUGAUAGUGAGCCAUGGUGCUGAUGAAGAUAACGUUUCCCCUGCAGAGGCGGGUGCGCCUGGCCCAGGGUCUGUGGCUGCUCUCCUGGCUAUCAGUACUAUCCGGGGGCUUUCUCUUCUGUCUGGGGGUCUACCUUAAGACAGAGCUGAUCCGCAGGGCCGAGAUCAUGGAUUAUACAGACAUCCAUGUGGUGCCCAACAUCCUGAUGAUGGUGGGCCUGGCCUCCAUUGGCACCAACUGGUUUGCCAGCCGAGUUUGUCAGGACUCCCUGGACGCAACGCGUUUCCCCCGCUGGAAGCCAUUCCUGUUGGGCUGGUUUGCCAUGGCUGUGGUCCUCUGCUCUCUGCUCCUUGCUGCCAUGGUGCUGUGUUUUGCCCUGCAGGGACACCUGGAGGAGACCAUAAAGGUGGGCCUCAGGAAUGGAAUCCGGUUCUACCGGGAUACAGAUGUGCCAGGCCGUUGUUUCCAGAAGGAGACCAUUGAUCGUCUGCAAAUGGAGCUGCGCUGCUGUGGCAACAACAACUACAGAGACUGGUUUGAAGUCCAGUGGAUCAGCAACAGAUACCUGGACUUCACCUCCAAGGAAGUCAAGGAUCGUGUUCGGAGUAAUGUGGAUGGCCGUUACCUGUUGGAUGGCGUUCCUUUCAGCUGCUGUAACCCUGCCUCCCCACGCCCCUGCCUGCACACCCAGUUGCUGGAUAGAAACGCCCACUACAACUUCGAGCUGCAAACAGAGGAGCUCAAUCUGUACAACCGUGGCUGCAGGCAGGCUCUGGUCGAAUACUACAUGGGAUUGAUGAAUCGGAUUGGGCCUGGUGUGCUGUCAGUAAUCUUCAUGCAGGCAUCUGUGUUUGUGAGCCUGCGGUAUCUCCAGACAGCCACGGAGGGAGCCAUGGCUCUGGAGAACCCAGAGGAUGACAGCGAGGGUUACCUCCUGGAGAAGAGCAUUCCGGAAACCAUUGAGGACUGCAAAAGCCAAGUCCUCACCCUGUUAAAGCUCGGGCCGGUCGACCCCGGCGACGCAGAGGCUCCAGCAGAAGACAAGGGUGCUGCCGACGCUGCCACCUCCGGCUAAAGGAUAGCACCACCAAAUGUGCUGAGGAGGAAGGGAGGCUGGGGUGUGUGUGGUUGGUGGCGGGAUACAACUGUUGGGUUUGACAUGUUAGGCUUGAUUUAUGCUCCACCAAUGCAGCAGCCUCAGCUCCCUCUCACAUGGCCAAACCAGGGCAACACAUGGGGAAUCUUAUCAGGCCCUGUGCAGAUGGCAAAACAAACAUCCCCUCUGUGCAGGAUCUUUUGAGCGCGUAAACAUCACAGAAUCUGUUGAGAUGUGUAGUACUUCUUGUUGUAACUAGAGGAGAGUCCAUGCAGUCUUAAAAAGGGUGUUGCACACACAUACAUACAAAUUUGAAAUAUUUGUUGUGCAAUAAACGCCGAUAUGAGAACACAUUUAAAUACAUUUUGACUAAGAUUUGGCAAAGACAUAAUAAGCAAAAGCUCAUCCCAUGUGCACUAUAUUCAUCUCACAGCAAGCUGUAGAGUUUGUACUAAACUGCAUUGAAAUGCUUAGGAACGUGUUAACUUGGCAAAGUGCAUGAAAUAUAUUAAAGGUAGACAUUUUUAACUGCUUUGUAGUGUCUGCUUCCUUUUGUACUCAUACUAUAAUAGGUGAGCCAAUUAAGUGACUAUGGGUUAUCUAAAUUCAGUAAGAAGAAUUAUACAGAUUAAGUAGGUGUGCAUGCGUGCGUGUGUGAGUGCAUGCAUAUAGGUGAGUGUGUUAUUAGUGCCCUAUAUGAAGCUGUCAUCUUGUCUACUCUGGCAGCCCUGAAACAAUCUGAUAAUCCCAGCGCGGUUAAUCCCAGAACUGCUGCACAAGCAGCAUCAGCACACACUGACAGCACACAGGAAUACUCAGUCACACAGCAUUCACUAGUAGACAAUGUUAUAGACCAUUUGACUAAGCAGAACAUUUGUUUUUAACAUUGCUUUUUAAUACAAAAACAUUUAACUGGUGAUCUGUUACAGCCUACAGGGCUAUCCAAUAUGUUCUCCUUCUUCUUCUUAAAUAAAAGCCUAUCACAGACA